AAUAUCGCAAAUCUCAUCAUCAGUUUCAUUCUACUUUCCUCGUGUUACAAACCCAAGCAACCACAACAUGAGAUUAUUUGUUGGAACCAUCCUCUUGACUAUAGCUUUAAGGAGUUCUGAGGCAGGAUUUGCAUCAAGCUACGGCGGCGAUGGCGGCCACGACAUUGGCGGCGGCGGCGGCGAUCUGGGCGGCGGCCACGACCUAGGCGGCCUGGGCGGCGGACACGAUCUCGGCGGUCACGGGCUUGAGCUCAGCGGCGGCGGCGGCGACGAGGGAGGCCACGGCGGCGGCUUCGACUUCGGCGGCCUCGACGGCGGCUCCGAGCACCACCACAUCCCGACCAAAACCAUCGAGCACACCAAGCCGGUGCACAUUCCGGUGGUCAAGAAGAUCGGCGUUCCGGUACCACACCCGGUCGGAGUGCCGGUGCCGCAAGUAAUCAAAGUACCCGUACCGCAACCGUACCCGGUCCAUGUGCCGGUGCCACAGCCGAUCGCCGUGCCAAUUUACAAGCUAGUCCCGCAGGAGAUCGAGAAGAAAGUACCCAUCACCGUUGAGAAGCUGGUACCGGUCCACGUUGAGAAGCCGUACAAGAUCGUGAUCGAGAAGCAUCAUCCCGUGCACGUUGACAAGCCUUAUCCAGUACAUGUUCCCGUUUACAAGCACGUCUACCACCACGUCCCCAAACACGGAGGUGGCGGCGGCGGUGACGGUGGUAAAGGAGGAUGGCAUUAAGCAAUCACUUCAUUUAGUCAAGAUUUUCAUGAAGUCAUCAUCAUCUCAUCAAUCAAAUCAUCCCUAUUUAGUUAUUGUUAUUGCCUUUUUUACUUGUUGUUAUUUU
Messenger RNA from Aethina tumida (small hive beetle), 842 nucleotides. RefSeq lists its product as uncharacterized. The transcript is spliced from 2 exons. The coding region runs from base 68 to 736 and encodes 222 amino acids. NCBI's taxonomy places the organism in Eukaryota, Metazoa, Arthropoda, Insecta, Coleoptera, Nitidulidae. The record is from RefSeq and is a predicted model, not a curated record.